This is a messenger RNA of Trichomonas vaginalis G3, 2550 nucleotides long. Its product is annotated as armadillo (ARM) repeat-containing protein family. The transcript has a single exon. Lineage: Eukaryota; Parabasalia; Trichomonadida; Trichomonadidae. Bases 1 to 2550 code for a protein of 849 amino acids. The record is from RefSeq and is a predicted model, not a curated record.
AUGAAUGAAGAUUUGCAGCCACUCUAUAAUGAAUUCAUUCAAAAUGUUCAAGGAUAUAUAGAAGGUAAUCAAGAAACUAUUGAAGCAUGCAAACAAUGGCUUGAAGGCUUCUUCACAAAUCAAAGAAUUGGAUUUUUAUUAUGUUCAUCCUAUGGCUUAGACAGUGUUAAUGAAGAUAGUUAUGAACACAUACUGCUACUUCUUGCAUUUAUUAAACAAUUUUUAAAUCAUGACAUUGAAAAUCCAGAAGAAAAAGUCGAAAAAGAGUGGCUGAGCUUCGAAUACAAAGAUUUAACCAAAAAUGCAAUUGUCAAGAAUAGAAAUUCCGAUAACGAAGGCGUUCGUAACAUGGCAGCUAAAUGUUUAUCAAUGAUUUGCGAAUAUGACCCAGAAAUAUACAAUGAAUGCGUUUCAGAACUAUUUACAGAGCUACAGAAUCAAGAGCAACCACCUACAGACUUCUCUCUUAAGUUUUUUAAAGAGUUAUUCGAUGCAGAUUUCUUUUCUAAACAUAAAGUCGAUAAUAUGCUCAAUUUAAUACUCCAACUUAUCAACGAAUGUUUCAGAAUAUAUACAUGGGAUGCAGCAAGCAACGAUAUUAAACUUUUAUCACUGAAAUUAUUAAAUCCUUUAAUUUCUCAUUCCCAGAACGAAAUUAAUGCAGAGAACAUUACGCAAAUCAUCUCAUAUACAUGCAUGACUAUUCAAGAGCUACAGCAAACGAACCAAAUCGAAAAUCCUUUAUAUAAUUCUUCAUUUUAUUUCCUCAAAACUAUCUACAAAGUGUAUUAUAACAUCAUGAAGCAAGUGUUCCGCGAGAUGGCGCAUACGAUUUUCGAUCCAAUCAACUGCCAGAUACCAAUUGAACAACAUUCUCCAGAAACUCAUAAUAAUACGUUCGCCAACCUUAUGUUUUUAAUACAGAUCGCAAGAUUCGAGCAUUUACUGUACAAAGAAGACAAAAGCAAGGUUAAUUUCAUAUUAUUAGAUUAUAAUCUUCAACAAAUCACGGAAUGUCUUAUACAUUUGCUCAUGCCGGCCAAUCCAAACGACCAAACAAUAGAAGACCCCGAGAAUUCCGAGCCUUCCUUCCUUGCAAGUUCAGCUUUAUGCCAACUUUGCAAAAUUCCAGAAUAUUUCAAAAUCAUGUCCCCGAUUCUUUUCGGUUAUGUAAACCAGAAUAUUACAAAUAACACCGAUACGACCUUUAUCGUCCAAAAUACUGUUCUUCUUUGUCUUCUUUCAGUCACAUCUGGUCCCAGAAUUGAGGGAGACGAAAUCUACCAAUACGGAAGUUCUAUACUUAUAGAGAGGUACUUGAACUCUGAGAAUCGAAGACUUGUUGAAACAUCUUUAUAUGUCAUAUACAAAAUCAUCAAAAAAUAUGGAGUGCAAUCGCCAGAAGACCUUUACUUCAUAAUGAACAACGCAAUAUUACCACAGAGAGAAGCAGAACCUCAAGUGAGACUGAGAUGUUCGAAUAUAAUUACGAUUUUAUGCGAAAAUGUACCUGAAAGCGCCUUAGAAUCGAUGUUUGAUAUUACCAUACAGACAAUCCGAUGCCUAACUGAUGGAACAACACCAGAUCAAGAAUCAACUACUUUGGUCGCUCCAUUUGACUCAUUUUACCGGUUGAUUAAGAGACUUCCUGAGACAGAAGAAGUAAGAGUUAAGCUUUUAGACCUCAUUCUUCACGUAGAUGACUAUUUCCCUCAAACUCAUCUGAAUAUGAGAAUUGGCCGCAUGAUCGUGAUAUCUACUAUUGCUAACAAGCUCAAGAAAGAAAUGUCCCAGUACACACAACCCGUUUUUGACAAAGUUUUGACAGAAUUAAUUUCAUUACACGAUUUUGAGUUCUGGAAAGAGGGUUUAGUAGCACUUCUUAAGAUCCUUGAUACAGGUUCAGUGUCAUCUGAAGAAAAUUCCCAGAAAAUCAACAAUUUAAUGGAGAUGGCCCUUCAAUCUUACAACGAAACCAUCAUUUACGAGGGUGUUCGUGUUAUUGGUAAGUUCUAUGGCACAUCUGUACCUUGUUUUGUUGAUGAAUCCCCAGAAAUUAUUGAUAAUUUGUUUAAUUUGGCGACAAACAUGGAAAGUAGCACUAUUUUCAAAGGAAUCAUGUUUGCUUUGCAUGAUAUAACAUAUGCAUUCAGCGAACCUAAUGAUGAUACAAUAAAUUCCACGAUUAAACUGUUAUCUUUCGCAUUAAGUCGAAAAUUCACUCCAGACAUCGAAUCUGCUGUUGCUCCGAUGCUCACGGCAUUUUCUUCAUUGUUCCUUUCGAAGCCUGACAUGUCUAAAGUGAUUUCCGACUUUCAUAAGGAAAUUAUUAAGUACAUUGAGUUCAUUUCUAAGAACAGGAUGAUGACUGAUACUAUAUUCAUUGCUGCUUGCAACCUUAUAAAGGUUAUUGGAACAAAUUGUAAAAGAUCUAAACUUGCUCUCAACAGAUCCAUUAUUUUGAACAUGUUGAAUGAGAGAAAGACAAAUUUAGAUCCAAAAAUAAGUUUUUAUGCAACAAAAACUUAUGAUUUCGUGACAAUGUUGUAA